Betta splendens (Siamese fighting fish) is the source of this 4150-nucleotide messenger RNA. RefSeq names its product oxidoreductase NAD-binding domain containing 1 (gene oxnad1). Gene Ontology annotation, molecular function: oxidoreductase activity. The coding region runs from base 1693 to 2595 and encodes 300 amino acids. The transcript has 13 exons. Gene Ontology annotation, cellular component: mitochondrion. Lineage: Eukaryota; Metazoa; Chordata; Actinopteri; Anabantiformes; Osphronemidae. The record is from RefSeq and is a predicted model, not a curated record.
AACACGCUGUACUUGACAGCACGCAGUUCUGCUACGUGGUUUAAAAUAGGACCAUGUGCUGAAAUCGCGCUGUGAAGACGUCAGGACGCCUGUGCGAUGACGCUGCGCUAGACGUGACGUUGUCUGUUGAUGUGACCUGCAUACCUGGGGACUCCCUCUCUUCCCAUCGCCCUCGAAACCCUUUCCCACGCCACUACAGGAUAGAAUAUACUGUACACUGUGGAUGAGUGGAUGCAGAAGAAGACACAUUAGAGAAGCUGACUCUGGGAAUUGUUGACCCCGUGCCACCGCGCGCCACAGGAAACAACACUUCUGUUCUCCAUGGCAACCGCACACAGGUGUGACGGAGCAGCGCGACCUGCCAACCCUGGUGGUUUCGCUGCAGCAGCACGCUGAAAUGCACCUGUCGCGUCCUCGCGCUGGUGAUCACGGCCUUUCUUUUUUCAGUCCCGAACAACAAGGGGAUUUAACUGAGAACGGUUGGAGUGGAGAUGUGGCCUGUUUGAAAAAUGUGCCAUGUGUAUUCUUUGCUUGCAUCACACGUGUGCCGCGUGCAUCCGAGUCCCCCCGGCGAGUGGUUGUGAAAUGACCGAGCCUGAGAUUCCCGUUCUGUCACUGCGCUUCGGAGAACAACACGUCGCACCAAGGCGUGCUCACCAUGGGAAAGCGAGCAGGAGGGCAGCCAGUCGGACUGGUAGAGUCAGCUCGCGCUGCAGGAAGUGAGCGGCUACCGUGUCUGAUGGCAGCGACAAGUCACACGCUGAACAUCUCGGCCUGUUUAAAAACCAGUUGCCUGACAGAUAAGCCAGCGCUUCAGAAGCAGUAAAAGAUGUGCACCAGCUCCACAUGAACUAACUCUGUCGCAGCAUUUAGCUGGAGACACUCGAUGAAACCCUCAGGAAUGCAGAAAGGAAUCCUACAGUUCCUGGUCACUGUCUUUGUAUUUAUUGAGAGUUUCUUUUGGGUACUGUAACCAGACAGACUGGUACACACACUCAUACAGUACAGCUGUACACAGAUUGGCAUAUGGUAGUGACCACACGCACAGCAUCUUAAACAUGGUGUCAUGGACCUGAGCUGAUGGACUGUUUUCACCAUGUGCCAUAUAUGAAAAAGGAAAAAUGAAAUUGGGUAAAUCCCGUGCAUCACUUGCAGAUAAUAUUCUGCUGCAUCCAUUCAUUCUGUUGAUUACUGUUUUUUUAUUGCCAGUUCUUGGUUGUUACCAUCCUCAUUGUGUUUCUAUAUAUUCUUUCACGCAGCCAGUGAACACAUUGUUCUUCUGUUUUCAGGGUCUACAGCUGUAGGUCAUUCAAGUGAUUAUUGCAGCAUUUAUUUCUUGUCCCUGACUUGUGCUGACUUCGCUGACAGAUCAGUUUCAUUUUUGUUUCUCCAGUUGGGGUGUUGAUGCUAAUCUCUUAGCUUGGUCCAAAAGCUUGGUGUAAGUUUUGUAAAGACUGCCAACCAACGGGCAAAUUAAACACCUCUUCAGCCUCCCAGACAGGCGGCGCUAUUACCACUAACGUAAUAUUAGGAGCUGACAGCAGAAGAAGACGGCAGCCGUAGAAUAGCGUCCACGAAGAAGAAAGCGGCGCCCACAGUGUCAUGCAAUACAGCACCAAGGUUAUUCCAACGAUACUGGAGAGAAAUAUGAAUAUCAUCUGAUGUAAAAAGAGCGUCACUACUUCGGUCAUCAUGAGCAUUCCAUCGUUGCUCUCCUCCGCCACCCGAAGGUUCAUCCUGUCUUGUCCCGCCUCCCGCAGCUCUGUCACAAGAAAUAUGUCCUCCAAAAGACAAAUGGACCACCUAGAGAGGACAGCAAACAACUACAGACAGGACGGUCUGUAUCCAGCUCAAGUUUGUGGAAUCAUGAAUGAGUCUGAGACAGUAAAACGCGUGAGGGUAGCUGUCCAUCCAGACUUCAGCUUCAAAGCUGGACAGUGGGUGGAUCUCUUUAUCCCUGAUGUGGAGACGGUGGGAGGGUUCUCCAUGUGCUCCAGCCCAGGUCUGCUGCAGCGCGAGGGCGUUGUUGAGCUGGCUGUGAAACAUGCCAAACAUCCCCCUGCACACUGGAUCCAUACCGGGUGUGCGUUAGGCUCCCGUGUGGCCAUGCGUGUCGGUGGGGACUUUUUCUUCGACCCAUCGCCCUCCGACCCUUCCGUUGAUUUGCUGCUGGUGGCCGGUGGUGUUGGGAUCAACCCUCUUUACUCCAUUUUACUUCACACGAUAGAUUUACUGCAUCUGAACCGUGCCUCGGGGGGUCGGGACUACAACAUUGGGUCUGCUCACUUAUGCUACAGCGCCAAGAACACCCAGGAGCUGCUCUUUAAGAGCUCUGUCAUCAAGGCGUGUCAGGAGUUCCCCGACAAGUUCUCCUGUGACUUCCAUGUCACGCAACAGAGCACAGAUGUCGACCCACACCUCCAGCCAUUUGUCAACCGCAGGAGAAUUACAAAGGAGGAGCUGCAUGCCCACGUGGACCCACAGAGGACUUUGUGUUACCUUUGUGGGCCACCGCCCAUGAUUGAAGCAAUUUCGCAAACCCUUAUGGACCUCAGCCUGCCAAAAGAUCGGAUUCUCUUUGAGAAGUGGUGGUAGAAAAGCCUACGAUUACCAGAAGCCAAUAGGUUUCUCCUCGUGGCCCUUGGGUAGAGAAUGAGUGGGGUGAGGAUGGAAAACAAGAGAAUUAUUCCACUGGUGUGAACUUGAGUAUGUGUGCGACUGCUCGAGGAAAUUCAUCCUCUGAUUCCUGAUGCUGUAGCCUGUGCCUGAACAGUGAUAGUCGGCUCUGACCACUCGCUCCACAGCCAGCUGUUGACUUACAAAGACAAUGGAUGUGAAAUGUAUUACUAGUACUUUAAUAAGAUGAAUUUUAGAAUUUCAGUUUUACGGCAUUGUUGAACUUACAACUGUGUUGAAACAGUUUUAUUGAGGUGCAUUAUAUUAUGAGAUGGUUCUAAUGUUUUGGCUGUUUAAUUAUUUUUAAAUAUGAAGCAAUAGAAUCGCAUAGACACUUCCAGCAAAUACAGUAAUUGUCACAACACAGCUCAUAAGUGUAAACAUCAGGGAGUAGGACAGAUAAAGUGCAACAAUGGGACUGUGUACUGUGAUUUUGUGUUUGUUGAAGUGAAUCCGUUUUUUAUUUUAAAUACCUCUAAUUUGGCAACACAAUCUUACCCAUGUUCUACUGUGUAUAUAUGUACUUUAAUAUGUAAGAGCAUGGAGAUAUUUAUUUUCAGAACUGAAGAUUUUACAGUGCUUGAGUUUCUUUGAGGCCAUUUCAUAUAGUGUUUCUUCCACAGUUGCACACGUCCACAUACCUAUAAACGGUUUUUACAUCCCGGGGUGGAGGGAGUAUCCCACGGUGCACUGUAAUAGAACCUCCAGGUGGUCUCUGAUUGGUUUGCCUCACUGAACAUCCCUCUGAUGGUGGCAAGCUUCCAGUUGUUGUCUCUCCGUGGGGGUUGUGCCAUUGAGACUCGCUUUGGCGUUGUUUCGUUAUCAUAUGAAGAACUUUUAUUGCUGUGACAUUAGAGUUACAGAUAAAAGGAAAUGGAGUCUAUCUGUUUUUAAAAGACUUUAUUGACCUCUGCCUUUUUUAUAAAGGCUUACAUGUCACACUAUACACACAGCACAGUUAAGCCAGAAAAGGUAAUAAAUAGGUUUUUCUAAUUUACACAUGGUCUAAAGAGGAAAUCUCAGUUACAAAAAGCAAGUCGCUUCUAGCCAGAGCGUUUGAAAUCUGGCUAAACAAAACUAAACUACAAACAGUUUUACAUUUGGGUUCACCUUUUUACAAUUUUCUCUAAAAUAUAUUUAAGUUGUUUUUAGUUUAUGGGAAUGAUGCUUUUGAUUAUUGAUGCAAAAUUAUUUAAAUAAUUCAACACACAAAACAUCUUAUGGACACAAAUGUUUGAGUCCACUUUUCAACCUCCAAUGCAUCUGAUAGUUAAUAUUAAACAUCCAGUUUUCCACUGGUCGUUCCUGAGCUGCUGCUGCUCCUCUUCGAGUUUGGACGGUCGCCUGCUCCCAGUUUCAGCUGUUUCCAUGGGCAGACUACUUUUUUUUCUCCUUGACAGUCCUCAGAUUUCAUUUUGCGCUGAACAUGUUGAAGGCCUUCUGUACCAGAUGCAAUAAAGCAUAAUAUAAAGGU